This is a messenger RNA of Leptidea sinapis, 1051 nucleotides long. RefSeq lists its product as uncharacterized. The record is from RefSeq and is a predicted model, not a curated record. The coding region runs from base 433 to 837 and encodes 134 amino acids. NCBI's taxonomy places the organism in Eukaryota, Metazoa, Arthropoda, Insecta, Lepidoptera, Pieridae. The transcript is spliced from 3 exons.
CUUGAAACCAUCAAACAAAUAGACAGAAAUGCAAAUUCACUAUCAUCUAGUUUAUGUACGAAAUUAAUUGAUAAAUACGACGCAAUAUAUAAAACGAAUGAAUAUACUGACUCUAAAUUGGAAUAUCCUAAUAACGAUGUUGGUAAUGUUGAUACUUUAAAAAAUGAAUAUAUACCUAAUAUAAAUGAUAAUCUUGAUCUUUAUAAAUGUGAAGAUGACGCUGAUAGAAACAUUGAAACUGCUAACGAAACAGACACAGUGAAUACUGAUAAUGAGUCUGAUGAUGAAAUUGAUGGUAGUAAUGAAGAUGCAUUUCAUACCAAUGAUAAAAAUGAAAUUGAUGAACAUAAAGAUAAAUGCGAAAAUAUUUCUAAUGUCAGUGAAGACGAAGAUAGUGAUGAAUUAAAUGAAAGUAAAACGAAUAAAAGUGAAAUGACAACCAGCGGUCCGCUUAUAAAAGUGACGAAGUUGUCACUUGAAGAGCAAAUAGCUGAUAUUGAGAAGAGGAAAGACUCGAAGAAUUUCAAGUGUUCCUUGUACAAAUGUAUGGAAUGCUUUAAAGGAUUUUUGGACGAACGAACUUAUAGCACACAUAUGACAAAGCAUUCGAAUACACUUCAUGAAUACAAGAAUAGUACUUAUACUGAAAUAACGGUAUACUGUGGUCAAUUUAGACAUCCGAGUAAGAAAACGUCGUAUUUUUCUCACAUUCGCAUAAAGCACCCGUCGGACUUCGUUUGUGAGUUGUGCGGACACUCCUUUGUGAGCGAGAAAGGAAUUGAAUCUCAUAAGAAUAUCAAACACCUACUGGACAGUAAUGAGGUGAUCUUAUCAUGAAUAUUUACUGUUCUUUUUGAUGUGAUAUUUUUGUUCUGCAGACAAGAUAAUACUAAAAAUACUUUUGCUAAAAGUAUCACCAUUUCAGCCGAAAGACAUCAACUGAAGGACAAACCUACCCUAAAGAUUUCUACGACGAUUGGUCCUGCGCUGCCCCCAUCCAACCUAUACCAUUUUCAAGUGGGAGGCUCCUUUGCACAGGAAGCCGGCUAGA